Messenger RNA from Monomorium pharaonis (pharaoh ant), 9385 nucleotides. RefSeq names its product maltase A1. Gene Ontology annotation, biological process: carbohydrate metabolic process. The record is from RefSeq and is a predicted model, not a curated record. Lineage: Eukaryota; Metazoa; Arthropoda; Insecta; Hymenoptera; Formicidae.
UAAUAAUUAGUUUUCCUUUGUCGCUAGUUCAAUAUUAUCUCUAUUUUUUCACUUCCAAUUUUUCUUAAUAAAGUAUAUUUUUUAAAUUAGAGUUGCCAUGACGGAAUUAAAGUGACUAUCCUUUUACAGCGUAUCAAAGUGCAUAGUUUUAUUGUGUUACAUAUUUGUAUAAAUUAAUAACGUUCAUAUAAAAUAUUUCUGUUUUGCGAAAUCGCAUUUCUGUAAAAUAAAUAAGUUCAAAAUAAUGUUCCAAUUCACAGUUCUUUAUAUAACAAAUUUUAAUGUUGUAAUUGCAGUAAAUUUUUUUGUUAAAUAAAUAUUUUUAAUAUGAUUAUAGAUUGUUUCAUGUUAUAAAAAUAAUUAGUAUAAAAGAGAAGCUAUCUAGUAUCAGAUUAUCUUGACGUUAUCAAAUAAAAAAGUAAAUUAUCGUUACCUGUAAUUCUUAGUAAUGAUAAUUUACGAUUGCAAUUAGUUGUAACAAGCUUAUCAAAUAAAAAUGACAAUAUUCCAAUGAUGCAACCAUUGCUAUAAAUUUUUAAAAAGUUUGUCGCGUAAAGUAUGGAAGUGCAUCAGAAUCGACGAUUAAAUCAGAAAUUAUAUUUUUCUCGCAUAUCUUUCCAUCGGUUGUUCUAAUAAUUUAUGCGUAGGUCGAAAGGACAGACAAGUAUUAGUACGAGAAAUAAUCCGAUGUAUUAGAUUUAUCUGAGUUUCAAAGACAGUGAUGGUGAUGGUAUGGAAGAUUUCAUCACGAGCAGAUUGGAGUAUAUCGCGGGUAUUGGCGCCAAUACGCUAUAGCUAUCUAUAACAGUUCAUAGUUUCACUUCGUCUACGACGCGCGACGUCGCUAAUUAUCCUGAUGUCGACAAGGAUUACGGUACUUUAGCUGACUUUGACAAACUCGUGGCGAAGGCGAGGUCUCUCGGGCUGAAAGCAGUUCUCGAUUUCGUGCCCGAACCAUCGAGCUCUCGCGAGCACGAAUGGCUGGAAAAAAAAAGUGUCCGCCGGAUCAAACUUUACGACGAGUAUUGUGAUGCGCGAAUAGUGAACGACACUAGGAAACCGUUGAACACGAGUGUCGUCCAAGGCCCCUCCUGGGAAUGGAACUCUGCACGGAAACAAUACUAUCUGCAUUAGUUCAACGUUGCUUAGACGGAUCUCAACUACCGACAACUCGAAAUGAAGAACGUGCUGAGUUUCUGAUUCGAUCAAGAUUGUGGAGACGGCUUUCGUACUGAUGUUGUUUGACGCGCGUUUUCUAGAUGAGCCUCAGAAAAGCUUGUUAGGACGAUUAAAAAGCCGUCUAUUUAUGUAGAAAGUUCUCAAAGAGAGUUACUGAAUAACUACUCAAAGGUGACUAAUACAAAAAUAAUUUUGACCCAGGCUGAGAUGAAUUUUGCAUUAAAUUAUAAAUCAGAUUCGAACGUGCUGUUUAAUUUCAUGUUCAUUUUUAAAUUGAACAAGACUUCAAAUGUCUCGUCGAUCGAUGAUAAGCAAUAUUCAGCAUACGUGAUAUGUACGGUGGACCAUCAUGGCAAUCAUCGCGCGACUUAGUUCGGCGAGAAACGAGCCGGUCAGCUUUUCAUGCUGGUGACGGUUUUACCCGACGUGAGCGUGAUUUACAACGGCAACGAGAUCGGCAUGCUCGAUAGGAACUUUGCGUUGGCGGAGACCAAGGAUCUUAUCGGUUGUACCGCUGGACCUGACAGGUAUCACAUGAGGAAAGAUAAACCCGGACAAAAUCGUGUGUCUAAAUAGAUUUGAAACAAAAUGCAGUAUUUUUUAUUUCCGAUCAUGUCAGAUAUUUUCUAUUUUGUUAUAUCAAAUGAAAAGAGCUAAUUAAUUAAUAAAAAUACAUUCAACGUAAUCUCUACUAUUAUAAUUUCUAAUUUAAUUUAUCGAAAAAUAGUUUAUUUUUAAUUUUUGCUAUUUUAGCAAAGUAUCAAGCUCUAGUUCUAAAAUUUUAUAUAGGCAGAUCUCAUAUUUUAAAUUUCAUUUAAUAUAUUAAUUUCUAAAAAAUAAUCUUGUAUAGUAAAAAAUAUCAUCUUCUAGCAUUGUGUUUUUGCUAGUUUCAAUUUUAACGUGCUCGCUGCUGCACCGCGAAUUGCGAGGCUUCGCUAGGAGCCGACCUAAUUUCUUGUAAUGACAAACUCUAAAAUUGUUACUCAACGCCGACACAGCGACACGCAGCCAGAGAGCUUCGCGGCUAAUGCCGAAUUAAUGAGAAUAUAUUUUGUGAACACAACCCAUCAUGCGCGGGCGCGUGAUCGGCACUUAGCUGACGGCAACGCAUCACCGCGGGAUCACACUUUAAUACACUUGCAGAUAUUAUCGAGGAAUUUGCAAGAGCAUCUUUUUAUCUUUACAACAGCACCAACGCCGUUGAUUUCCUGCUUUAGAGACGACGAGACAAUGGCUUCCGGCAGAACAGCAAUUACAAAAUUCUGAAUGUGGCCGCGCGAAAGGCCGCGACCCGUGUAUUUCCAUCUACAUCAGUGUAUUUAAAUCUUUGUCCCGUUUGAAAAGGAAGCCCGUUGUCGGGCGCGGAUCCCCGCGGACUCUGUUGGUCACCGAGGAAAUCCUAGAAAUGGUACAGCGACACGAUCGUCGCAUCCGUCGUGACGCUUAUAGCGUUCACCAAAACGCCGCGUCGGUCGCCGUGUAUUCCGGGACAUAAAUGAAUAUUCCAUAGCAGUUGAUAGUAUAGUCUAUGCGCCCGGUGUGCUGACCAUUCCGAGAUGCAGGUAGGAUCGUGCGUCGAUACGAUUCACAUCACUAUGCCCACAGUUCGGCCACCCGGUUAUGUUUCACCACAGCAGAUUCGCUUUAGUAAACUCCUGCUUAUGUUACUUGUCCACGGAUAACCGCUUGGCAACACGAAGUUUUAGUGUAUGCAACAUACAUAAGUCACUUAUGAAGUUGUUCGGAAGUUUAUUUUACGCAAUAUUGCGAAUGCAGAUGUGAGGAAGGCGUUUGCUUUAUGAUGAGGACUCGGUAAAAAGUAAAUUUGUCGACGUUCUUCAUAUAAUUGGAUGAUCAUUAAUUAUUGAUAAGCACGAUUAAUUAUUGAUAAUAAAUAUACCCGGUUUUGUCUGCAAAAUAUUUUCGUAGAACAAUGUUUAAAGGAAAUUUUCGGAUUCUUCUAAGUAAUUAUGUAAGACGCUAAAACAAUGGGGAUUAAAUUCCUAAUUAGAUUUUUUUUUUUUAAAUAAAUUAGUAAUAAAUUUAUAAUUAAUUCCCUCUUAUAGUCAACGUAUAAUAUUACUUUCAGUUUUAGAUUUUUAUUUGUUUUUUAAUGAAGUCUUAUAUUCAUCUUGAGUACUUACAUUUUUUACGUAAGUUAAUUGAACCUUUAAUUUCUCUUAAAUAAUAAAUGCUAUUAAUUUUUAUGCUGUAGAAAACUAUUUUUUUACAAUAAAAAUAGAAAUUUAUCUAACUUUAAGUAUUUUAUAUUUAAUAAAAGUUAUACAAGUUUCAUUACUCAUUGUAAUUAUAACUACAAUAGUCUUUUGUGAAAUAGGCGUGCGUUAGAAAUAGAUAACAAAUACGCACGUUCCAUGCAGAAGAUCUAAUUAUAUCCGUAUGUGUUCUAUGCACAAAAUAUUUAAUUAUAUAAUAUUCACUAAAUAUAAUGAUAAUCAAUUAUAAUGUAUUCCCUUGUUCAUCGUUUACAAAAUACAAAAUGGCAUGUAUGUUAUGGCAUUAUGUACGACGUGUUUCGUGAUAACAUUUGAAUUCGUGGUGGCUGCAAUAGCAACGUGAGAGUGAUCUUUCGAUAAAUAUUAGCCUUUGACAAAUGCUGACGGUACUUUAUUUAGCCGGAUUUACAUUACAACUUGCGUGUGUUAUUGGUUGUUUACAUCUACGCGUGUAAACAAGUACCAACGUGCCGAAUAUUAUUUUAUUACUGGAAAAUCUCCCUGUAAAAUCCCAAUACAAAUUCGCUUUGUUAUUCAACAAAUAUAACAAGGCAAGCAGAAUUUGGACAUCUGAUUUACGAUAUCAUUUAAAACGGAUUAAUAAAGUGCAGUAUUGUUGUGAAAAGAAUGAAAAGGAAAAUUGGCGGAACGCACAUUGAAAAAUUAAAAUCUUUUCAUGCGUUCCCCAUGAAUACUUUUGAGAGGAGGUUCGUGUAGAUUAAGAUGGUCGAUUAGUGCUAUCGCAAUAUUGUAGAAAUUCGUCUCUUCUCGGUGUAAACUCAUUCGUGUAACAAAAGCUCGGAUGAUUAACCGGGACGCGGGAGAGUAUUGAAACUUACAUAUUUUUCGCUAUACACGGCAGAACGGGAAAUAGGGGAAGAGAAACGCGGGGUAGAAAAUAGAUUUACGACAGGAAAGCCGAUAGUUUCGAUCAGCCGAGGUAGCUAAGACGCCACGCGGUGAGAGGCGGACUUGCACGCACGUCCUCGUGCUGUGUGCACAUGAGUAGUCGGGAAAAUUCUCGAGUUUUCAUGCCGACAGCCGGCACUAUGCACCGGCACGCAGCACCAAUCACGCUGAGUGCACAUUCUUCAACCUCUUCUGUCUCGGAGUCCUUCUCUUCUCCCGCCAUUCUCUCGUCCCCGAGACAGCCAGAAGAGAUGCACCACUCUCGCGCUCCGCGGCGGUUUCGUUUGUAUAUCGUGCAUGUAUAACGUGCAUGUGCCGGCAAACGCCGGAAUAGUAACGGCAUGUAUCGUUGGAGCUCGCAUCUUCAGCUUGUGCUAUUUUUCUCCGUUUUCUUCUCUCGUGCCCGUACAACCGCGACUGAAUACUCGGCAUGAACUCUCAUGCCGUAACCACUCCUGUCUCCUCCGCUGGAGGUAAUUCACAAAACCCCUAAUUAAUUCGCGUAUUCUCACUCUCUUCAUACGCGCGCCUUUCUCGCUUUUCUCGCUCUUCGCUCCUUUAAAUUUUCUCGAGUAUUAUAUUAUCCCUUCAGCUUCCCGCACAGAUGCAGGUGAAACGACGUCCGAGAUAUCGGGGGGGUCCGCGAUACUACGCGGAGAAUCGCGUUCUUUCCCCGCCUUUCCAAUAUGCGCCGCUCUUUGAUAUUUAAAAGUGUUCUAAAUGAAAAAUGUUUGUUUGUACGCCGUGCGUAAAAGCAGCACGAGUCAAACUACCAAGUCGGUGUACAUAGGCGCGCCUUUCGUAGAAAUUGUUUCGCGUUUCGUUUAAUAAUGCAACAAGACGCACGAAUGCAAUUUGCGAUGUUAAAGAUCGGUGUAUUUGCAAACGGGGCCUUUGUAAGGCCCCUUUCGGGAGUAACUUGACGUGCACAGCGGACAAAGCAGUUUAUUAAAAUUAAAAUGCUCGGGCAUAACAAAACUGAGAAACGGAAUACGUAAAUAGAAAUACGCGUGCAUCAUUGUCAAUAUCGUCUAACGAUCUGCACGGAGAGAAAAAAAAAUAGUUGCAUUAACCAUAAUUUAUAGUUAUUUUUGGCCGUAACAAUAUUUUUAUAGUUAAAUUAAUAAUAUAAAUUAUAGUUAACUUAACACUAUAUUAUUGUUACAAUAGCUAUAGCAUUCGUUCAUACAACCAUAUGAAUGGUUAAACGUGCCAUAAUUGUGAUUCAUAUAUGGUAGAAAUUAUUAUAAUUUAUAGUAAACUUUUUAGUUUACAGUAAAAUUUUUACCCUGUUUGGCACAACUAUACAUAUGUGAUUAUUUACACCAACAUUAUAGCAAUAAUAACUAUAUAAAAAUAAUAUUUGCAACUAUAAUUAUUUUACUAUGCAAUUAUAGUUGCAAAUACUAGACACUUUUCUCUCAGUGUGAUUUAUUCAGAUAGAAUUUGUUGACAAGGCUGAUAACAACUUCCGUUUAAAGCUAAUUAAAAUACGCACGGAGAUAGAUUUGUUUAGAUAGAAUUUGUUAUUAGAUCUGAUUCGUUAUCAGAUCCAGAAAAAAAUGUGUUAUAUUUCCGAUAACACAACUCUAUCUACAUUAAUCUGAGUGAUGACAUUAAUUACGUUAAUAUACAAAGUCAACGUUUCCGAAUGUUUAACGCAUCAAGAUGCCGUGGGCAAGUGGAACGAGAAAAUCCAUUUACUUGUUACGAUAUGUUGCGCCGCUUUUAGGAUUACAGUUGUGAGCUCGCAAGGGGAUUAGUAAUUUCAGAAUAGUACUAUUUUGCGCGCGGUUCGCUAUAUGGUUUACUAUUAAAUACCGUGCUAUCUAUAACCGUUCGCGAUAUAGCGUCGAUUUACAACGCGCGCGCCAUAGAGCCUAGCAUAAAAUAAUCUCUGUUCGAGUAUUAGCCCAUCCUGUCUCUCUCUCUCUCUCUCUCUCUCUCUUUAUGUCCCUCUCUCCCUUUUUAUGUGCAUGUGCCGCGACUACCCCUUACUGAAUGGGCGCCAUAUACUAAGUGGAUUUUAUGCACGCCCUGAAUCCAAUUAUCCUGAAUAAUUUAUCGCCGAAUCACAGACGUUAAUGACAUCAGACUGAAUUAGGCAAGCUUUUCAUAAUGGUUCUAUAAAAAUAGCGGCGCAUAUGGUACGCCCGUCCGCCGCUCCCCUUUUACCCGAUAAUGAAUCAUCACUGUCAAUGGUGUAAAUGGAGCUGAUAAUUACAUUGUCCCGAAUCAUUGAUCGGUCGCGAAAAUGAGGCUUUGUUUUGCGUACCUCGUCGACAUAUUAAUUAGCUUUUCCGUGAAAUAAUAAUGUGUCAAAUCCGCUGUAGUGGCUAACGGUCCUUCCGUCCCGCGUGCAAAUCCAAUUAAAUUAUUAAUUGGAUACGGAAGAAUGGGAAGGAGCGAGGAUGUCGAAUUGACUAAGGGAUAUAUAGACGAACGGCGCGUUUCUUUCGCAGGAAGAAAUGCAAAAUUCAGAACGCUUAUAAAACUUUGCAAACCGUGCCACUCAUUGUUAGCCGCGUUUCGUGUAUCGCAGACUAUUACGCGCGAAUUUCCGUCGUUUCGCUGUUUCAGGAUUUGAAUGUGACAUAUUUAUUAAUAAUAGAAUUCAGGGAAAAUGCUCUUUCGUAUGAAAGUACGCGUGGCACACACACACACACACACAGACACAUAUACAUAUAUGUUUUUGUUGCGCAGCGUCAAUUAAACUUUAUUUUCAUUGUACCCGGUGAUGUUACUCGCGCAUUAUUGACUGAAUUUUUGACGUAUGAUAACGCAAUCGCUUUUUCCAUUUUCGAUUUAUAAAUAUCCCGUGCUUUUAACACGUUCAUUGAACAUUGGCACGCGUGUAUUCGACGACAUGAACGGAAAUAAACGCGGAAAAGAGAGACACGUGCAAUGGAUACGUGCAAUGCAAUGCGUAUCGAAUACUCUUUUGAAGCGCACAUUUCUAUCGUUCUGCCGUUUUGCAAUAAGAGUCAUCGGCCGGUGGCCGAUUUGCAUUCAGGUGUAGCGCGAAGGGAAACCAUCCCAGCGUCAGAUUAAUUGGAUUAAAAAAAAAAAAACGAGCGAAAUCAAAUUGACAAUAUAUUUGUGUGUUUUUUUGCGCACAAUUCGAAAUUGCAGUCGCAAUCCUAUCAUGUUUUGCGAAGGUAUUUAGACAAUAUAAAUAUCUAAAAGACAUCCAUAGGAUCCCUAUAAUCCUGUGGAUAGUUUUCCAGACCGCACCGUGCAGAUGACGUCUUUCAAGCUUAUCUGUUAUUUUCGUUGCUACGUGUACCAAAGUAUUUGCGGUGUAAUACGUGUGUGUGUGUGUUUUUUUUUAUUACUAGCGAUUUAGAUUAUGCGAAUUAUCAAUGCCGAUGCCAUAUUAUACUACGAAAAUACAUUUUAAGUAUUUUUUUCUUAAACGAGGAAAAUUCAAUUCCUUCUCGCAAUAAUGUCGCGUGACUUUUAAAUUCGAGAGAUUUUCACGUUUUCCGCGCGUACUGUGACCUUACAUCCAUCCUGCUGCGCGUAAUUACAUACGGGUGUAGUGACCGCAGCGCAAAAUCACGGUCUAUACCACAUUUAACACUCAGGAUACACUAAGCCGGUACACUAAGCCGGCGUAAAGUGGGUCGUGUAAACAUUGUCAUUGACGUGCAAUACUGUGCCCCAUUCACGGUGUGUUGUAUUGCGUCUCGCGACAAAGCCUUGAUUUGUCCGCGGUGUUUAUGUGAGAAACAGAAUAGCGUUAAUCUAGGCCUCUCGACAAAAUUGAAUCACAACUGUUUUAAACAACGCUGAGAGCACGGGAAUGCGCAGGAUGUGCGAUUAAUUGCAUUGUAACGGCCACGAUCGACCGGCUUUACCCUGCAUUUCACGCGCGAAUACGUUUCGAUCGUAACGGUUUCUCAUUCGGCGUGAAUAUUUUUAAGGCUCACAUAUCCGUUUCGCUCAAAGGCGCUGCACACUGUCGACUUUGAAAACAGCUGACGCACAGCAAUAAAUAACGUUACAGCGUGCUGAAUGUGCUUUACUUUGAAAUGUACUUCUUUCCAUUACUGUGCGUUCCCGAGGGCGCGCAUUAUCAUGAGAUAAUGUCUAAAGUGAAACCUCCGCUUCUUAUAUUCGAUAAAAUAUCGAAAAAAUGUUACACGCGCCGUCUCAGUGGAAGUAUCGUAUAGCAAAGGAAAUAACAUUAAAAGAUAUCUAAAAGACGUCUGAACACCCUUUCAAGAGGCUGUGCGUGUGCGUGUGUUCUACAGUCUUUUUAGAUAUUUAUACCGUUUGAAUGGAAAGGCUCAACAGGAUUUUACUGAUCGCAAAAAUUGCGAUUUCGAAUCGCGCGACACACACGACAUAAACUGUCAAUAUUUCUUUCGCUAGUGAAAAUAAAUUUCACGUGAACUCCACUUGGGAUUUUCUACACGCACAUAGUAAUGAAAUACAUAUUAAAGACUUCUACAUAAUCAUGAAGAUAAUGCGUGUUAAAAGAUUGUGAUAACGAUUUCACGGGCCGUUUAAUUAAGAUUUAUAUAAAAUUCUCUACGGUCUUUCGGAAAGGUUUCGAGCUCGGCGUGGCGGUCGGAACGCAAUUCCAGCAGCCGGCUCCUUUAAAUAUCCGUUCUUUCAUUCGGUGAUCAUUCUAAGAGGGCUUUCCCAGGGAAAUGAUGGUUCCACAUUGCCGCGAUAAGGAACGCGAGAAUGCCGCCGGGAGAGCGGUUCCUUUCCGCGAAGGGAAAUGUCAUCCGUUCGCAAUGAAGCAGAAUUUUUCGCUUCGCUUCUUUUAACGGUAAGUUAGAAUUUCUCUUGAGAAUGGAGCUAAGCGAGCCCGAAAUGCCUGCAGACGUAAGUGUACUCGGCGCGUCUCCUCGUACCAAGAGGACGAAGAGGAGGGAGAAACUCGAAGCGGAGAAACAUUAGGAACUAUUUAUCAGUUGACUUUCCAUUCCCCGUGUACCUCUUUCGUGUAGAAAUAGUGCUUGGUCAAGGAAAAAGGCUUCGAUUUAAGUCGCGAUAGUCGGUUAGAUUUGUAGAGCAAGAGCUUCGAGAGGUAAAAAAAAAAAAAA